This is a messenger RNA of Aspergillus novofumigatus IBT 16806, 3758 nucleotides long. RefSeq names its product bifunctional cytochrome P450/NADPH--P450 reductase. Lineage: Eukaryota; Fungi; Ascomycota; Eurotiomycetes; Eurotiales; Aspergillaceae. The record is from RefSeq and is a predicted model, not a curated record. The coding region runs from base 498 to 3734 and encodes 1078 amino acids. Gene Ontology annotation, molecular function: NADPH-hemoprotein reductase activity; iron ion binding; flavin adenine dinucleotide binding. Gene Ontology annotation, cellular component: cytosol. The transcript has 7 exons.
AUCCAUUAUUUUCUCUCAGGCUCACAGCGGUUGAUUUACCACCGACUCUCCGGUCUUUUUGACGGCAAGCCGAGGAUCACUUGGGCGAUGAGAGUCUACUCAUAGUACUCAAUGCUGAGAAUUAUACUGCUUGUGCGGUCUUUGUGGUCAUAACUGGACCCACUUACUCCUGACACAAGUAUCUAUGAUAUAAUCACAUCCAAACGGUGCAGAUCAUCCUCGGCACUUCUUUUGUUCUCAGGCAUAGGGAGCUUGUUUUGGCGAUUUAAUCCAAAACUCUGAUGCAUUUAGAUCUCACGUGCGGUCGUCGAUCGCCUGCAAUGCACGCAGUUGAGAGGGGAUUUAAAUUCCUUCAAACCCCUCUUUGCGCCACCAUGUCUUGACUUUUAUCCAUUUUCCACCUGCUUGUAUCUAUAGGAAUUUCAUCAAACUGAGACUAUCAGUGAAGUUUCAGUUUACUCCCAUGAUUCCGAAGUUUUUGUGAUACCUCACGCACCAUGAGCGAGUCGAUGACGGUCCCCAUUCCAGGGCCCAGAGGAGUGCCUCUACUGGGAAAUAUUUAUGAUAUCGAGCAAGAGGUGCCUCUGAGAAGUAUUAAUCUGAUGGCCGAUCAAUAUGGCCCUAUCUAUCGACUGACAACGUUUGGCUGGUCCAGAGUAUUCGUCAGCACCCACGAACUCGUCGAUGAAGUCUGCAACGAAGAGCGAUUCACCAAGGUCGUUACAGCGGGGUUGAAUCAGAUUCGAAACGGCAUUCAUGAUGGCUUGUUCACGGCCAACUUCCCCGGGGAGGAAAACUGGGCGAUUGCCCAUCGUGUGCUCGUGCCGGCCUUUGGACCUCUGUCCAUCCGAGGCAUGUUUGACGAAAUGUACGAUAUCGCGACGCAGCUCGUCAUGAAAUGGGCGCGACAAGGACCGACCGUUCCGAUUAUGGUGACCGAUGAUUUCACCCGAUUAACCUUGGACACCAUCGCCCUUUGCGCGAUGGGAACCCGUUUCAAUUCUUUUUACCACGAAGAGAUGCAUCCUUUUGUCGAGGCCAUGGUGGGCCUGUUGCAGGGAUCCGGCGACCGGGCUCGUCGACCCGCGCUGCUCAACAAUCUGCCCACGAGUGAGAACUCGAAAUAUUGGAACGACAUCACGUUUCUACGGAACCUAGCGAAGGAAUUGGUCGAAGCGCGAAGGACGAACCCUGAGGAUAAGAAGGAUCUUUUGAAUGCGCUGAUCUUGGGGCGUGAUCCCAAGACUGGCAAGGGCUUGACCGAUGAGUCCAUCAUUGACAAUAUGAUCACGUUCCUGAUUGCUGGUCACGAAACGACGUCCGGCCUGCUCUCCUUCCUCUUCUACUACUUGUUGAAAACCCCCCAUGCAUACAAGAAAGCGCAAGAAGAGGUGGACGCUGUCAUUGGACGGCGGAAGAUCACUGUGGAGGAUAUGUCCAAGUUGCCGUAUCUCAACGCUGUGAUGCGGGAGACGCUGCGUCUGAGGUCUACAGCCCCUUUGAUUGCUGUACAUGCACACCCAGAGAAAAACAAGGAGGAUCCCGUAACACUGGGAGGUGGCAAGUAUGUAUUGAACAAGGAUGAGCCCAUUGUGAUCAUCCUGGACAAGCUGCACCGCGACCCCCAGGUUUAUGGCCCCGAUGCGGAAGAGUUCAAGCCGGAGCGAAUGCUGGACGAGAACUUUGAAAAGCUUCCCAAGAACGCCUGGAAGCCGUUCGGCAACGGGAUGCGGGCCUGCAUCGGCCGGCCUUUCGCCUGGCAGGAAGCCUUGCUGGUAGUGGCCAUCCUGCUGCAGAACUUCAACUUUCAGAUGGACGAUCCCAGCUACGAUCUUCACAUAAAGCAGACGCUCACCGUCAAACCAAAGGACUUCCAUAUGAGAGCAACUCUGAGGCAUGGACUGGAUGCUACCAAACUCGGCAUCGCCCUGAGCGGCACCGCGGACAGUGCGCCGCCAGAGAGCUCGGGAGCGGCGAGCAGGGAUCGCAAGAAAGCCGCUCCUCCGCCUGGUCAGCUCAAGCCGAUGCACAUCUUCUUUGGAAGCAACACAGGAACGUGCGAGGCAUUUGCGCGCAGAUUGGCCGACGAUGCCGUAGGAUAUGGAUUUGCUGCUGACGUCCAGUCCCUGGAUUCCGCCAUGCAGAAUGUUCCGAAAGACGAACCGGUCGUGUUCAUCACGGCAUCCUACGAAGGUCAACCGCCCGAUAACGCUGCUCACUUUUUCGAAUGGCUCAGCGCCGUGAAGGAAAAUGAGCUCGAGGGUGUUAAUUAUGCCGUGUUUGGCUGUGGUCAUCACGAUUGGCAGGCCACCUUCCACCGCAUCCCCAAAGCGGUCAACCAGCUUGUCGCCCAGCAUGGAGGAAACCGGCUGUGUGAUAUCGGACUGGCCGAUGCCGCCAACUCGGACAUGUUCACCGACUUUGACUCAUGGGGCGAGUCCGCUUUCUGGCCCGCAAUCACAUCCAAGUUUGGAGGUGGAAAGUCGGACGAGCCUAAAUCGUCGUCCAGUCUGCAGGUAGAAGUCAGCACGGGAGUGCGCGCCUCGACCCUUGGUCUUCAGCUUCAGGAAGGAUUCGUGGUCGACAACCAGUUGCUUUCAGCACCCGACUUCCCGGCCAAGAGAAUGAUUCGAUUCAAACUCCCUUCCGAUAUGAGCUACCGAUGUGGAGAUUACUUGGCUGUGCUGCCCGUGAACCCGAACAGUGUCGUCCGCCGGGCCAUUCGACGCCCCAAAGGCUCCACCACGAUUCCCCUUGAUACGCCCAUCUCGGCUUUCGAACUUCUCUCCACCUAUGUGGAGCUCUCUCAGCCGGCCUCUAAGCGCGACCUGACGGCACUGGCAGAUGCUGCCGUCACCGACGCCGACCCCUUGGAUUUGCUGAUCCGGUACCCUUCGAUCAAGCUGCCCGUUGGUGAUUUCUUGGCCAUGCUCCCACCCAUGCGGGUGCGUCAAUACUCCAUCUCCUCUUCUCCCCUGGCGGAUCCGUCCGAAUGCUCCAUUACGUUCUCUGUGCUCAACGCGCCGUCUCUGGCCGCGGAAUCAUUGCCGCCCGCCGAGCGAGCGGAAGCCGAGCAGUACAUGGGAGUCGCCUCGAACUAUUUGUCCGAGCUGAAGCCCGGCGAGCGAGCCCAUAUCGCCGUGCGGCCCUCUCAUUCCGGCUUCAAGCCGCCGAUGGAUCUGAAGACUCCCAUGAUUUUGGCGUGCGCAGGAAGCGGACUUGCGCCCUUCCGCGGGUUCAUCAUGGACCGCGCCGAGAAGAUCCGGGGCAGACGCAGCUCGGUUGGAGCUGAUGGCCAGCUUCCCGAGGUUGAACAGCCGGCCAAAGCGAUACUGUACGUGGGCUGCCGGACUAAAGGCAAGGAUGACAUUCACGCGGCUGAGCUUGCCGAGUGGGCUCAACUGGGCGCUGUGGACGUAAGGUGGGCUUAUAGCCGACCCGAGGACGGAUCAAAGGGCCGUCAUGUGCAGGAUUUGAUGCUCGAGGACCGUGAAGAAUUGGUCAGUCUGUUUGACCAGGGCGCUCGGAUCUAUGUGUGUGGCAGCACGGGCGUGGGGAACGGGGUGCGCCAGGCCUGCAAGACCAUUUACCUUGAGAGGAGACGCCAAUUGCGCCAGGAGGCGCGGGAACGUGGCGAGGAGGUCCCUGCAGAGGACGACGAGGAUGCUGCGGCCGAGCAAUUCUUGGAUAAUCGAAAGACAAAGGAGCGAUACGCAACGGAUGUAUUUACUUAGCGAGGUACCUCUAUAUAGCAAGUC